AAAUCUUUUUUUAAAAAUUGAGGGACUCCUUUUUCGCAACGGGUUUGCCGCCAGAACACAGGUGUCGUGAAAACCACCGCUCAUCCUAAACCAGAAUGGGGAAGGAAAAGACUCAUAUCAACAUUGUUGUCAUCGGACAUGUAGAUUCGGGCAAGUCUACCACUACUGGUCAUCUGAUCUACAAAUGUGGUGGGAUCGACAAAAGAACUAUUGAAAAAUGCGAGAAGGAGGCUGCUGAGAUGGGAAAAGGCUCCUUCAAGUAUGCCUGGGUCUUGGAUAAACUGAAAGCUGAACGUGAACGUGAUAUCACCAUUGAUAUCUCCCUGUGGAAAUUCAAGACCAGCAAGUAUUACGUGACCAUCAUUGAUGCUCCAGGACACAGAGACUUUAUCAAAAACAUGAUUACAGGUACAUCCCAGGCUGACUGUGCUGUCCUGAUUGUUGCUGCUGGUGUUGGUGAAUUUGAAGCAGAUAUCUCCAAGAACGGGCAGACCCGUGAGCAUGCCCUUCUGGCUUACACACUGGGUGUAAAACAACUAACUGUUGGUGUUAAGAAAAUGGAUUCCACUGAGCCACCCUACAGCCAGAAGAGAUACGAGGAAAGUGUUAAGGAAGUCAGCACCUACAUUAAGAAAAUUGGCUACAACCCCGACACAGUAGCAUUUGUGCCAAUUUCUGGUUGGAAUGGUGACAACAUGCUGGAGCCAAGUGCUAAUAUGCCUUAGUACAAGGGAUGGAAAGUCACCCGUAAAGAUGGGAAUGCCAGUGGAACCACACUGCUUGAAGCUCUGGAUUGCAUUCUGCCACCAACUCAUCAAACUGACAAGCCCUUGCGUCUGCCUCUCCAGGACGUCUACAAAAUUGGUGGUAUUGGUACUGUCCCUGUGGGCCGAGUGGAGACUGGUGUUCUUCAGCCUGGCAUGGUGGUCACCUUUGCUCCAGUCAAUGUUACAACUGAAGUCAAGUCUGUUGAAAUGCACCAUGAAGCUUUGAGUGAGGCUCUUCCUGGGGACAAUGUGGGCUUCAAUGUCAAGAACGUAUCUGUCAAAGAUGUUCGUCGUGGCAAUGUGGCUGGUGACAGCAAAAAUGACCCACCAAUGGAAGCAGCUGGCUUCACAGCUCAGGUGAUUAUCCUGAACCAUCCAGGCCAAAUUAGUGCUGUAUAUGCACCUGUGCUGGAUUGUCACACAGCUCACCUUGCUUGCAAGUUUGCUGAGCUGAAGGAGAAGAUAGAUUGUCGUUCUGGAAAAAAGCUGGAAGAUGGUCCCAAGUUCUUGAAAUCUGGUGACGCGGCUAUUGUUGAUAUGGUUCCUGGCAAGCCUAUGUGUGUUGAGAGCUUCUCUGACUAUCCUCCUCUGGGCCGUUUCGCUGUUCGUGACAUGAGACAGACAGUUGCUGUGGGUGUCAUCAAAGCAGUGGACAAGAAGGCAGCUGGAGCUGGCAAGGUCACCAAGUCUGCCCAGAAAGCUCAGAAGGCUAAAUGAAUAUUAUCCACAAUACCUGCCACCCCAGUCUUAAUCAGUGGUGGAAGAAUGGUCUCAGAACUGUUUGUGUCAAUUGGCCAUUUAAGUUUAAUAGUGAAAGACUGGUUAAUGAUAACAAUGCAUCGUAAAACCUUCAGAAGGAAAGGAGAAUGUUUUGUGGACCAUUUGUUUUUUUGUGUGUGUGGCAGUUUUAAGUUAUUAGUUUUUAAAAUCAGUACUUUUUAAUGGAAACAACUUGACCAAAAAUCUGUCACACAAUUUUGAGACCCAUUAAAACAAAAGUUUAAUGAGAAAAAAAAAUUGAGGGACAAAGAAAGGAACAAAAACAUGGUAGAAAAAUGGGGGGGAAGCCUUAAACAGACAAUCCAGAAAACACAUAAAAAUGUUGCUUACACUUAAGAAAAAGUGCGCAAACUCACUCAUAAUUAGAGAAAUGCAAACAUUUAUGUUGAGAAAUCACUCAUCACCUAAUUACACUGGCAAAAAUUAAACAAUAUGGCAAUAUAAUCCGGUGAAACUGGGGGGAACUCACAAACACUGUUGGUGAGAAGCAAACUUGGUACGGCCUAUCUGGAGGGGAAUUUGGCGAUAUCUAACCAAACGACAUAUACCCUUACUUUUCACCCUAGCAAUCCCACUAAACAUACACCUCCAGUAUUACCAAAAGAUUAAUCAUUGCAGUAUUGCUUAAAAUCAAAGAUACCGUAAAUAACCAAAAAGCUAUACACAGAUGGAUAUAUUGAAGAAUUAUUUAUCUAUGAGUGAUAUUAGCCCUUCUGUGGCACAUGUACCUGUACUGACAGAGUAAACUACAGGACAACCACACAAUACAGUACUAUGCAGCUGUGAGAAAAAUGAGGAAGAUCUUUAUGAACUAAUAAGGAGUGAUUCCAGGACAUAUUCUUAACUGAAAAAGGCAAAGCCCUAGGUUCCAGUACAGGAUGGCAAUAUCGGAAAGCCCUGAACUGACCUCCCCCAUGGAACACAGCGAAUUGCACCUAUUGAUAGAACAGUUCCUCCUCAAGAAGACCUGACGACUAACCGAACAGCUUCUGAGCAACCAAAGAUGGAGAGAAGAGUGAGUGAGCGAGCGAGCAAGCGAGAGAGAACCAAAGGGAACCCCUACACUCACACUGUGAACAGAGUGGGGAGGGAGAGUACUGAGGAACUGGGAACAGAUCCCUCUGUCCUUGGGCACAGAAAAAUAAAAGCCACAGUUUUAAAGAACAAGUAGCAUAUAAAAGACACAACCCUAGAACUCUGCUGAGUGGUGAAGGAGCUGUGGGAAUGUUCUCCAGGUGAGAGAGACACAGUUUAUGUUCCCAUGUCACCUUAAAAGCCUAGAAUGGAGCAGGGUCCAGCCUCCGUAACAGGUGGGUCUGGCCCUCACAGGGAGCUUGCAACCUCAGCAAGCCAAGGGUCCACAAGCCUGCACCAGUCUCAGUUGCACUAAAGCACAGGAAAAAAAAAAAAAAAAAGCCAAGUUUACAAGGGCCAAAAAACUGUAGGAACACUCUUCCCCUCCACCUUAAAAGCCCAGAUGGCCUGGGAAUAAAAA
Mustela lutreola (European mink) is the source of this 3042-nucleotide messenger RNA. RefSeq names its product elongation factor 1-alpha 1-like. Lineage: Eukaryota; Metazoa; Chordata; Mammalia; Carnivora; Mustelidae. Gene Ontology annotation, molecular function: GTP binding; translation elongation factor activity; GTPase activity. The record is from RefSeq and is a predicted model, not a curated record. The transcript has a single exon. Gene Ontology annotation, biological process: translational elongation; translation. The coding region runs from base 96 to 725 and encodes 209 amino acids.